Messenger RNA from Entrophospora sp. SA101, 729 nucleotides. NCBI's taxonomy places the organism in Eukaryota, Fungi, Glomeromycota, Glomeromycetes, Entrophosporales, Entrophosporaceae. The record is from the annotation of a GenBank genome assembly.
AUGUCUAUACCCAAACCAAGUUGGGCUGAUGAAGUUGGAGAAGAACUUGAUCAACUUCCACUCGAAAAUUUUGCUGAUGAAAAUGUUGUAACCAUUGUUACUGAACAAACUAAUGAUGAGGGUAAAAAAGUGAAGAUUACUAGGAAGAUCAAAAAAACUUUGAUUAAAGAAUAUGUGAAUAAAUCAGUUGCUGAGAGAAAGAAAUGGGCAAAAUUUGGAGAAGAAAAAGGCAAGAAGCCGGGUCCAGAUCUUAGAACAACAACAAUUGGUGAACAAAUUUAUUUGAAACUUUCUACCACAGGAAAACAUGGAGAAUCACCAGAAGAAGCAGAUGCAAAUAAGAAAAAACAAUUGUUAAUGUCUAAAAAGAUUCUUUGUCAACCAUCAUCAACAGCAGAGCCACCAUCUGAUAAAUAUGUUCCUCCAAAUAUACGUUCAGGAGCAUCUAAACCAGCAAAUGCUGGCGAAUCAAUGAAAGAAAGAAGAGAUGAUGCAUCUAUCCGUGUUACCAAUUUAUCUGAAGAUACUACUGAGGGUGAUAUACAUGAUCUUUUCCGUAAAUUUGGAAGCAUUUCACGUAUUUACCUUGCUCGUGACAGAGAAACAAAUGUUUGUAAAGGGUUUGCAUUUGUUAGUUUUAAUUCACGUGAUGAUGCAUCGAGGGCUUUAAAUGCUAUUAAUGGAUAUGGAUAUGAUAAUUUGAUUUUAAGAGUUGAAUGGGCCAGGUAA